UCACUUGAACGCUCAUUAGGUACCCCGCUAGCAAAAAAGCAGGUGAUGGAAUAUUCAUUGCCUUGCUGUUUAAUUGGAUGAGCAGGGACGGCGUCAUCUGCUAAUCCAUUUUAAGAAGCAUUGAGGCCAUUGGUCAAAUCUUUAAAAGGGGACUCAUACAGAGCACACAAACACACACACAUACUGGAAGCCAAUCGAUCAAGUUGAAAUGGAUUCCAUCUUGUCGUUGGGUGCUCCUCUCAAGCAAUUCACCAGCACAUGUAUUCCUGGAAAGAGCAGCUCCCCCAUAAAAGGGAGCCAGGGCCGCAGAAGCAGCUUCACGCGCCGGAGGAGCAUCAGCAGACGAAGAAGUCUGCCCUGUGGAGCCCAGAAAGGUCCAGACUCACACUGGCUAAGAGUGUACCAGGCUGAAAUGAAGAGAGAGAGGAAACGACAGCAGGCCGCGCUGGCCAAGAAGAAUGCUGAGCGCUGUGUCAGGAAAACUCACUUCAGGAGCCAUCACUGCUUGCCAAGGAAAACAAGCACAAGCAGAAAAGGAGCAUCAAAAAAGGAGGAUUCUCUCUUUGGAGCUUUCCAGGGCCUCAGUCUGGAUGGUGUGAUGGGUGGCGUGAAUGCGUCCGCCGCCGCCGCCACUAACGCAGCAGGGGGAGACCAGUGCAGCGUCAUGUGAACGCGGCACUGUGAACAUUGGGAGCUUAAGAUCAGGGGAUGCUUUGAGAAGAAUUGUCAAUUUGUGUCUAUGCACUUUUAAUGACACCACCAUUCAAAGAAGAGGACUAAAGGUUCCGCUUAUCUGGCUUACUGUCCUUUUAUUUAGAGACAAAUGCCAAAAUAACUGCAACUAGAUGACAUUUAAUGCAGCGUCGGAAGUAGCUGCCGAAAUGGACAUAUACAGAGUUACAGAUGGGCAUAAAAGGGAACUUUGAUUUUCUGAAUAUAUAAAAAAAAAAAAAAAAAAAAUCCAAGAUAUGGACGAUGCAUUAUUUACUUACAUGAGGUGAUAGGAUCCAAGAAAGUGUCUGAGAACAAAAAAAAAAAAAAAAAAAAAAGACCGACUGCUGGGACAUAUAAAGGUAAACGGUAUGGAAAACAGCAGAUUUGAAGUGAAUGAAGUCCUGGUUGU
Molecule: messenger RNA, 1123 nt
Organism: Syngnathus typhle (broad-nosed pipefish)
Lineage: Eukaryota; Metazoa; Chordata; Actinopteri; Syngnathiformes; Syngnathidae
Exons: 3
Coding region: 209-670 (153 amino acids)
Source: RefSeq, a predicted model, not a curated record